Messenger RNA from Gossypium arboreum, 674 nucleotides. RefSeq names its product dormancy-associated protein homolog 3-like. The record is from RefSeq and is a predicted model, not a curated record. The transcript is spliced from 3 exons. The coding region runs from base 103 to 483 and encodes 126 amino acids. Lineage: Eukaryota; Viridiplantae; Streptophyta; Magnoliopsida; Malvales; Malvaceae.
UCGUUAAAUAUCUUCCUUCACUCACUGCUUGUUCCCGGCUAUCGAGUUAUUUUUUUAAACAAAUAUCCCCGAUCUCCUGCUUAGAGUUAGUUUCUCAUAUUUAUGGGGCUACUUGACCAGUUGUGGGACGACACCGUUGCGGGUCCUCGACCCGAUAAUGGUCUCGGCAAGCUCCGAAAGCACUCCACUUUCACUUUCCGCUCUAACUCCUCCAAGGAAACCGAUGGCGGGAGUGUGAGAUCGUACAAUGAUGAGACGCCGGAGGAAACAACGAAAGUGACACGUACGAUUAUGAUCGUAAAAUCGCCGCGUUACCAGAGCGGAUCGCCUCCGGUUUCGCCGGCCGAAUCAACUCCUCCGGUAUCUCCUUUUUCUGGAGGAAGCAGAGAGUCGUAUCGGUUUCGGAGAAGGUCAACAUCAGAUGCAUACGAGAAGGGGAAGGAGGGUGGAGGUAGGAGCCUUGCUCCUCCUUACGACGUGUGAGAUGUGAACCUCUCCUCUCCUCUCUGCUGAUCCCCCAAUUCGCCGACAAGUCAAUAUUAAUUUGCAUAGUUUCUACGUUUAUACAGCUGAACUUUAUAAUGUUAAUUAGAGUUUGCCCACUUUGUUUUUUUUGCAUGCAUGUAUGUAUGUAUUUAUGUGUACUUGUUUUGGCAAUGUAACUACUUUUAUCA